CAAACUAUAAGUAAUGAUUAUGUUGAAAUUGCAUCCAUAAUUUCAUAAUUUUUACAUAAUUUUUAUUUCAGAAAGAACACGGUUACUUCACAUCAUUUUCGUCGCCGAUUGGCUGAUUUGAACAAUGAAGGAAGCAGAGGGGAUGUUUUAUGAACGGAAGAAGACUAGGAUUUGAGGUGAGAGAUUGAACACUCGUUUCCUUUUCAAUGUAUUUUGAUAGAUAUUUACUUCAGAUAUAAAAUAGAUACUUCAGGUAUAUUUUGUUAUAAAAGAUUUUGAUGUGAUGGAAAGAAAUCGAGUAACUUCCAGGCUUCGACCCCGACCGUAUGAUCUGAGACGAAAAGUUCUUCUAAAAAAUUUCUUCCGAGAACAAAUGACCUAUAUUCCACACAUACGCAGUACAGAUGAAGUAUCCUUAGAUGCAAGCGGUGAUUCUGAUUUUGAUGAAAAUGAAUCGAAUUCAAAUACAAACGAAGGAAAUGUUUUGACUCCGAAGAAAGUAGAGGAUAAUAUUGUCACAACAGCAUCUAUGUCAGAGCCUGUUCCUAGUACUUCUAAUUGCUGUGAAAAAGAAAAUUCUCACGACCUGGAGAGUUUUUCCAAUGAACCUUCGUCAAAUGUGACUAAAAUGGAUGAAAAGCCAACUUCAAAAUUUCCUCGACUUUCGCGUAUCAUUGAGACAAUCGACUCUCAUUUAUCAAAGAAGAAUCGAAGGAAAGGCAUCAUAAAAGCAAAACAUGAACUUCGAGCUUGCAAAAGCAUUCUGAAACCUACUGGCAUGAAAACAGUAAAGGAUACUGAAGGUUCUGCCAGAGUGAAAGCUAAAUCAUUUUUUGAAAGAUUUAAAUCUCGACGUGAUAAAAAACGCAACAAAAUUCCAACAUCAAAGAUAAGCAAUUUAUUUGGUUCCCGAAAUCAAUCCCCUGCGAAAUAUGAUUCCAAAGUUUCUACCACUUCAACAAAAUCUGUUCAAACUGAUGUAAGUUGGUCACCAGAUCGUUAUCAAAAUAUAGAAAUAUCAAAUAUAUCCUUACGUGCAGAAAAUAGAUUGCUUUCUGAAAGCUUAUCUAGUAUCAUUAUUAAUACAGAUUUUAUAUCAGAUUCCUCACAUAAUUCCCUUUGCACAGAUUCUUAUACUAACAGCAAUUAUAAUUCAACAGCAUAUAAUGCUGAACAGAUACCAUUAACUGUAACUAAUGGUAAUGGAAGUAAUUCUAGGCAAACUGGCUUCUCAGGAACUAGAAUUUUGCGUUCAAAAUCAAUGCAAGAUGAAAAGAGAAGUCAAGCCCCUUCUCAUCUUCGAACAAGAAGCUUCAAUUUCCGAGAUAUAAAAAGACCUUAUACAUAUAAUGCUGAACAGAUACCAUUGACUGCAACUAAUGGUAAUGGAAGUAAUUCUAGGCAAAAUGGCUUCUCAGGAACUCGAAUAUUGCGUUCAAAAUCAAUGCAAAAUGAAAAGAGAAAUCAAGUCUCUUCUCGUCUUCGAACAAGAAGCUUCAAUUUUCGAGAUAUAAAAAGACCUUAUACUUGUGAUACUUUAGUUGCAAAUGAACCAUAUCAUUCUAAACAAGGACAUUAUAAAGUAAAUCAUAUUGCAAGUACUAAUCCAGUAUGUGCCAAAACAAGACUUUCAAUUCUUCAGAGAAUUGAUGCCUCUCCUUUGUAUAAUACAAAUACUUCAUCUACUUUGAGAAUUUUGUCUAAUAAAUCAGGUAAAACCAUAAUUAGGCGUUCUUCAAUGCCAGAAAAAGUAUACAGUUGUAAUAAUCAAGCACGCCCUAUUAAGUCAAGUAGCAUGCGGGAAAGUAAUUGUUAUUCACGGGUAUCAUCAUCUCAGUCUUCACAUCGUCGGUCUAACUCUUAUAAAGGAUAUCCUUCUUCCGUGCCUUUUCAAGAUCUUCCAGCUGAAACCUUCUAUUAAGAACCCAAGACUAUCAUUUUUGGAUGAUUUUGCUUCAUUUGAAGAGUAAUAUGCAAUGAGUAUAUUGAGUGUAUUUAUGAAGUUCUUUGUUGCAUUUUGAUUGUUGGCUUAUUUCAUGCAUUGUAUUUCAAUUCUCUUUUUUGCUUGUUAAUUUGUAUUAUUUUGAUUCAAAAACUUAUUUGUUGUUCAGUUUUGUAGAAUAUCCUAAUAUUAACUCUGCACUUUUGUUGAUAUUCAUUUAUAGGUUGUAUUAAUAAAUAAAGUGUAAACAUUUUCUCUCCGCUAUAAUUUGGUGUAAGUGUAAAGGAUGUCCGUAUCUUAAAGAAGACAGCAUGUAACUUUAAAUAAAAUUUGUAUUCAUUUCACUUAUUACAUUUUGAGUAUUUGCAUAUUAAAUUAAUGCUAUUGGCGAAUUUUAGGCUUGACUGUAAGCUAUAUGUCAUUG
Molecule: messenger RNA, 2366 nt
Organism: Argiope bruennichi
Lineage: Eukaryota; Metazoa; Arthropoda; Arachnida; Araneae; Araneidae
Exons: 2
Coding region: 284-1921 (545 amino acids)
Source: RefSeq, a predicted model, not a curated record